Cylicocyclus nassatus is the source of this 481-nucleotide messenger RNA. The record is from the annotation of a GenBank genome assembly. Lineage: Eukaryota; Metazoa; Nematoda; Chromadorea; Rhabditida; Strongylidae.
GUGAAUAAGUACUGCUGCCCUCAAUCAUUACAAACUCUCUGUGCAAAAACCAUCGUCACGUUUCAGUAUGCACCACUUGACGCUUGCCUUACUGCUUAGUGUAUUACUCGUCGCCGUAGUGGAUAUAAGUCAGGCCAGGAACGAAGAGGAAAUUCAAUGGAAUUCUAUAAAGGCUGUCAGAUUUAACAGGGAAGAAGCCCGCGGUCCCAUGGAUUAUGCUAGGGGAAGCAGCGGAUUCAAAACUUUCCACAGAAGAAAUCCAUUGAGAAGACGUUAUCGUCAACGAGUUCGAGCGCGAGGACAAUUGCUAGAUGGCGACGGCCCAAUACCCCCUCGCACCUGGGGCAGAAAACACUACCCAUAGGAGAAAACAAGCUAGACUUACACUCAACCUAAUAGUUCAUUCGUUGACAACUCUAUGUUUUUGCAAUGUAAUAGAGCUCAAACGUACUGCAGAUACUCCUUUCCAAGUUGAUAAUUG